Messenger RNA from Homarus americanus (American lobster), 633 nucleotides. RefSeq names its product synapsin-1-like. The record is from RefSeq and is a predicted model, not a curated record. The transcript has a single exon. The coding region runs from base 1 to 633 and encodes 210 amino acids. NCBI's taxonomy places the organism in Eukaryota, Metazoa, Arthropoda, Malacostraca, Decapoda, Nephropidae.
AUGGCGUCCCCAGUCCUGCCAGGCACCAGUCAGACAUUCCCCCAGUCCUGCCAGGCACCAGUAGACAUUCCCCCAGUCCUGCCAGGCACCAGUCCAGACAUUCCCCAGUCCUGCCAGGCACCAGUCAGACAUGCCCCAAGUCUACCGACCAGUCCAGACAUGCCCCAGUCCUGCAGGCACCAGUCAGACGCUCCCAGUCCUGCCAGGCACCAGUUCAGACAUGCCCCCAGUCCUGCCAGGCACCAGUCCAGACAUUCCCCAGUCCUGCAGGCGCAGUCCAGAAAUUCCCCAGUCCUGCCAGGCACCAGUCCAGACAUUCCCCAGUCCUGCCAGGCACCAGUCCAGACAUGCCCCCAGUCCUGCCAGGCACCGAGUCAGACAUCUCUCAUGCCUGGGCACCAGUCCGAAUGCCCCGUUCCUGCCAGGCACCAGUCCAGACAUGCCCCCAGUCUUGGCAGGCGCCAGUCCGGCACAUGCCCCCAGUCCUGCCAGGCGCCAGUCCAGACAUGCCCCCAGUCCUGCCAGGCACCAGUCCAGACAUGCCCCAGUCUUGCCAGGCGCCAGUCCAGACAUGCCCCCAGUCCUGCCAGGCACCAGUCCAAACAUGCCCACCUCCUUGAAGCUAACCAUUAA